UCACCCGCGCGCGCGUGUGUGUGUGCGUGCGCGCCUGUAUAGUCGAGAAUCAUCGUAAUCGUACAAAAUGUGGGAAUUUUUGGAGAGUAAAACCUUCUGGCUGAUCCUGACGAUCGUCGGCCUGACCUACAUCUAUCUGCGCCACUUCGUGUUCAAUUAUUGGACCCUGCACGGAGUGCCGCACGAGCAGCCCUCGCUGCUGCUCGGCAACCUGACGUGGGACUUUAUCACGGCCAAGAUCUCUCUGGGAAACUGGCUGAAGCAGAGCUACGACAAAUUUCGCAACUAUCCGUUCCACGGCCUGUACGUGUUCGGCCGGCCCGUGCUGAUGAUCAACGAUCCGGCCCUCAUACGCACCGUCCUCGUCCAGGAGUUCUCGCGCUUCUGCGAUCGGGGCUGGCUCAGCAACAUGGAGAAGAUCGACCCGAUGACGGCCAAUCUGUUUCUUCAGCCGGAGCACAAGUGGCGCCGAUUGAGGCAGAAGUUCUCGCCGACCUUCACGCCCAACAAGAUGCGCCAGUUCCAUCCGCUGAUGGCGGAGAUCGGCCAGCAGAUGGUCGAGGCCUGCGACGAGGAGCUGCUCAGAUCCGGCCGAUCGGUGCUCGAGGUGAAGGACAUCGUGGGCCGCUACACGACCGACAUCAUAUCCUCGGUCGUCUACGGCUUCAACUGCAACAGCCUCAAGGACCCGGAUCACGCGUUUCGCCGGUUAGGCGAGCGAGCCUUCGAGUUCGGCCGCUUCAAUCAGCUGCUGGGCAUAUUCCUGCCGGAGCUGCCGGGCCUCGUGGCGCUGCCGUUCUAUCACAGGGAGGUGCGUGACUUCUUCGCCAAGCUCUUCAAGGACAUGGUCGAGCGUCGUCGCGAGGCCCCGGUCGACAGGAAGGACUUCAUGAAUCUGCUGAUCGAGCUGAUGGAUCGCGGCUCGGUGAAGGCCGACGACGCAGCGGCGGAGGAGGAGAGCGAGGAGCAGAGCGCCAAGAGGACGACGGACGAUCAAGAUCUGCUGAGUAUGAGCGAGGCGGCCGCGCAAGCCUUCGUCUUCUUCCUGGCCGGCUUCGAGACGUCCGCGUCCACGGCCACCUGGGCUCUGCUGGAGCUCGCCAUGAAUCAGGACAUUCAGCACAGGCUUCAGCGGGAGAUCGACCAGGUCGCCGACGGUCCGGAAGGCUUCACCUUCGAGAAGAUCGAGUCGAUGGAGUAUCUGGACAUGGUGUUGUCGGAAACGUUCAGAAAAUAUUCGGCGGUGGCCUUUCUCAACCGGCUCUGCGUCGAGGAGUACCGGAUACCGGGCACGAGCUACACCGUGCCCAGGGGCAUGCGCCUGGUGAUAUCGAGCCACGGCGUGCACCACGACCCGGACAUCUAUCCGCGACCCCACGAGUUCGAUCCCGAGCGCUGGAGGCGCGAGAACGUCGCGGCCUGGUGCAGCACGGCGCAGCUGCAGUUCGGCGCGGGCCCGCGUAACUGCAUCGGCAAGCGCUUCGGCCUGCUGCAGGCCAAGCAGGCGCUCGUCAGUCUGCUGGGCCACUUCGAGUUUCGCGUGAGCGACGAGACGAGGCUGCCCUGCGCGAUGGAGACCGAGACCAUGGUGCAGACACCCAAGCACGGCGUGCUGCUGCGCGCGGAAAGACGAAGAAAGCGAACCGACGAUGAUUAAAGACUCUUGGCCUUUGUGCGGGGGCGAGUCAUUCUGCCGAGAGAUUAUAAAUUUGUACAGUUUUAUAACCGAGUCGUAUCGCACUCCUGUCUACAGGAUGAAACAAAGAAUAAAAAAGUUUUUCACCCCGUAACACCGCCUGAGAGAUUGAUUUAUCUUUUUAAGACGAAAAAUAAGUAAGCGAAAAAAUCAAGGAUAUUUAGAGUUUCACUCGACUCGAGUCGAGAAAAAUUCGACUACCCAACAACAUUCUUGUGUUUGCGCUUUUUUAACGUAUUCAAGUUUUCGAUUGCACUGUAGUAUAAUUUUUAUCUCAUGAUUAUAUUUUUGAUGUAUGUUUUGAUCUCCACUUGGUAGACGUCGUUUCAGAGUGUGCCCUCGGGUUUUGUUUUUUCGUAUAAGGCAUUCUACUUCGAAAUUAAAAAUUGAAUUGAUUGCAAAGGUUAUA
Trichogramma pretiosum is the source of this 2105-nucleotide messenger RNA. RefSeq names its product cytochrome P450 6a2-like. The record is from RefSeq and is a predicted model, not a curated record. Gene Ontology annotation, molecular function: heme binding; oxidoreductase activity, acting on paired donors, with incorporation or reduction of molecular oxygen; monooxygenase activity. The transcript has 4 exons. Bases 68 to 1657 code for a protein of 529 amino acids. Lineage: Eukaryota; Metazoa; Arthropoda; Insecta; Hymenoptera; Trichogrammatidae.